AUGUCUUUACCCAUUAAUUGUUUUUGGUCUCUUUUAUCACUAAGAGACCUAAGUUUCGUUUAUAUUUCUCCUUGGCUAUCUAAAGCUCUUGGUCCUAACCAUGACUCUUUAUUGGGUACUUCGGUUUUUGACUACUUUCAUCCUCAAGAUCGUGAGUUGGCGCGUCGCGACUUGUCAGAAUGUCGAUAUAAUAAUGUUUCAGCGAUAAGAAAGAUAUUACAAUCUCAAAUUCCUUCAAAUAAAGGAAUGACUGUAGUUAGUCAUGAUAUCGUUCUUGCUUGCUUUCAUCCUGAUGAUGCAAAGCCAAGUAAUUGCUCUCAGAAUUCUUGUGGUGAAACUGAAUUUACAAAUGAUGUACUACAAACUCCACCUGCAACUCCAUUUCCAGAAAACAAAUCAUUACCUAGCGGUAAUAAUUUUUCGCCAAAUCGUAUUUUUCAAAUAUUAGAUAGGAAUUCAAGGAAUUUAAUUUUCACUUGGCCUGAUCCAAGUUUUGUUCCUGGUACUGAUAUCCCUUAUGAUAAGGAUGAAUUCUCUAGAUUAUUACAAAAUUCUUCUAUAAAUCAUUGUAAUUUUAUAAGUGGGAAAGAUAGGAUUGAUACUCAAUCCCCUAGUUGUAUGAGACCAAUUUCUAACAAACAUAAUAUGAUUUCAACUUGUGGAAAAUCCGAACAAGUCGAAAGCGUUAUGAUUCCUUAUGGAAUCAUUAUUUUCGCUUGUUUUCAAAUUUUACCUUUGACUUCUUCCGUUUCAUUCGCUUCUCCUCCUUACAAGCCUCAAAAAUCUUUGUCUGCUCCUUGUUCUCCUCCUACCACGAAUGGUACGACUAAAAGACCAAGAUCUCCUAAUUCUUCUCCUGGUUCUUUAUCUCCAACUUAUUACUCCGAUUCGGGUAGUAAUGGUGCUUGUGGUUAUAAUUCUGGUCAUCCUUAUCCUUAUCGUCCAGAAAUAUCGGAAUUUAUUCCUCCAACAAGAGCUUCAAAACGAAUUCGUCCAAAUGAUGUCUCUCCUAUACCUCAUCACCUACCGAAUCCUGUUUCUCCUCAUGAUUCACCUGUUUAUCAAGACCAAUAUCCAUUCCCUUCAAUGUCACAAUCUCACAAUGAUCAAAAAUUACCAACUAUAUCACAUCAACAAAUUUAUUUUGCUCAACAACAACAACAUCAUCAAUAUCCAUCAAAUCCACAUCCUCCACAUUCACAACAACCAUCACAUUCACAACAACCUCCGCAUUCACAACAUCCUCCACACUCACAACAUUCACAACAUCCUCCGCAUUCACAACAUCCUUCACAUUCACAACAUUCACAACAUUCACAACAUUCACAACAUUCACAACAUUCACAACAUGUUGUAAAUUCAUAUCCUUCUCCUACUUUCUUACCACAACAUGAUAAUAACGUUAUUCAUCAACGUCCUAAUCCACCUCCACCUUCUUCACAACCUCAACCUGUUCCCAAUCAGGGUACAAAUUUUUCUCAAUUUCCUCCAUCACAACGUAGAACUACUCCUGCCAUUAAUGGUACUAAAAAAUGUGAAAGUUGUCAUACAAGUUCUAGUCCAGAAUGGAGACGCGGCCCAACGGGUCAUAAAACUCUUUGUAACGCAUGUGGGUUAAGGUAUUCUCGUACGAUAGCUCGCGAGAUUCGUAAACGUGAGCAAGCUCAACGUGAACAGGAGCAACGGAUUCGAGAACAACGUGAAGGCGAAGAACGUGCCCGCGAAAGAGCUGCUGCUAUCAUGAUGCAACAUGUUAUUGAACCUCCUUAUAAUCAAUAUAGGCCAAAUACAAAUAUAACAGGU
This is a messenger RNA of Racocetra persica, 1803 nucleotides long. NCBI's taxonomy places the organism in Eukaryota, Fungi, Glomeromycota, Glomeromycetes, Diversisporales, Gigasporaceae. The record is from the annotation of a GenBank genome assembly.